Molecule: messenger RNA, 2141 nt
Organism: Dufourea novaeangliae
Lineage: Eukaryota; Metazoa; Arthropoda; Insecta; Hymenoptera; Halictidae
Product: LMBR1 domain-containing protein 2 homolog
Exons: 10
Coding region: 72-2141 (689 amino acids)
Cellular component (GO): membrane
Source: RefSeq, a predicted model, not a curated record
AGGAUUUGAGAAUCGGAGAAAAAGACAUGUAAUAAGUCUAUUGUAUAGUGGUUUUAAAAAACGUAUACAAAAUGAUUCCAGGAGCACUCUUGAUAGAUAUUCUAUUAGCAUUUUGCUUUGCUGCGACUUUAUUAUAUAAAUAUGGGAAUAUUUUUCGACAUCACAUUUUUGUUACAAUUUCUGUGCUCAUAGCAUGGUACUUCUCACUGCUGAUAAUAUUUAUAUUACCUUUGGAUGUUUCAUCUACUGUUUUUAGACAAUGUGUAGAACAAAACAUUCAUAAUACCACUAAAGGGAGUCCUGAUGGUACAACAGCAAUACCAUCUCAUACUUGCAAGGAACCUUGGCCUAAUGUUCCGGAAAAUGUAUUUCUAAACUUAUGGAGAAUUGUAUAUUGGACUUCACAGUGUUUAACAUGGUUAAUAUUACCGCUCAUGCAGUCUUAUAUAAAGGCAGGGGAUUUUACUGUCCAAGGAAAACUGAAGUCUGCCUUGAUUGAUAAUGCUAUAUAUUAUGGAAGUUAUUUGUUCAUAUGUGGCGUUCUGCUAAUAUAUAUAGCAUUAAAACCUGGUUUAGAUCUUGAUGGGCAAAAGCUGAAGGCCAUAGCAUCAUCCGCAUCAAAUACGUGGGGUUUGUUUUUGUUGGUACUGCUUCUCGGAUACGCGCUCGUAGAAGUCCCUCGUGGAUUAUGGAAUGCCAGCAAACCUGGAUACACUUUAAAUUAUAGCUACUUUAAAGUUGCUAAGUUAAGUUUAGACAAGUGCGAGGCAGAGGAAACAGUGGAUGAUAUACUCGAGUCGCUGCAAGCUGCUGCAGUGUCUAUUGGACCGGGACAUCCAUUUCACUGCAACUUGGAGACAAUUUUCCAAAAGAUCCCCGCAGAGUUGAAGGAUAGAAUGAACCGGAGGCAGUUACCCGAUGAUACACCGAUAGAUACACCAUCUGAAAAAUCAUUGAUUCGUCUACAUAGACAAACUAUAAAAGCACUGCAAACUUUACAACGCAUAGAAACACAAUGGGGAAUCUUGGUUAAUAAAAUAAUUGAUUUGGAAGAUAUAGCAAAGAAUCAAGAAAGUCAUGACAGAAGAUUUAAACCAACUUUUCCCGCACAUCGUUCGUUUCCACUUCGUGUUAUUUAUAAUCCAGUUAUUGAGUGGUAUUGGAAAUGUUUCGUAAAGAGUUACGUCCAAAAAAUAGCAGCUAUUACUGCUGGUUGCCUUUCGGUAGCUGUUGUAUGGUCAGAAGUUACUUUCUUCAACAAAUCUCCAGUGCUAUCGUUGUUCGCUCAGUUCUUGAAUUUAGCCAGGAAGAAUUAUGAUUAUUUUACAAUUGAGUUACUGUCAAUGCUGAUAAUUGCGUAUCUGUGUUAUUGUGCUUAUUCGACUGUCUUAAAAAUUCGCGUCUUGAAUUUGUAUUAUCUGGCGCCACAUCAUCAAACUAACGAAUACAGUUUAAUAUUUAGCGGUAUGAUGUUGUGUCGUUUAAUGCCACCGAUGUGUUUAAAUUUCUUGGGUCUUAUUCAUAUGGAUUCGCACAUUAUAAAAACUCAUAUACUGGAAACUCAUUACACGCAGGUAAUGGGUCAUAUGGAUGUUAUUUCCAUUAUAUCCGAUGGAUUUAACGUGUACUUUCCGAUGGCUAUUUUAGCAUUUUGCCUAGCAACAUAUUUCAGCCUAGGAAGUAGAUUACUUUCUAUGUUAGGUUUCCAACAGUUUCUUGACGAUGAUGAGUUCACAACAGAUCUUGUCGAAGAAGGUCGAGAAUUGAUAAAGCGAGAGAGACGCAAACGACAAAGGGCAGAAGACUCAAUGUGUAGAAGGCGUGAGUUUCAAGAAAGAUUUAGUAGCACUGGAACCUCGUCUCGUUACAGGACGUCGCGACAAAGUACAGAUACAGUACGACCGUUAAAACGAGAUGAGUCAGUAGAAUCGGCUAGGGCCGGGCUACUACGUGAUUUUGAUCCUACGGAUUAUUACAUCGGAAUGACUUCUGGUGUCGAUAGUUAUGGUGCAAAUAACAGUUACGAUAGAGACUAUCAGGUAGAUGAUUUUUAUGACGAGCGUAUAGAUAAUGCAAGAGCAUUUACCACAAACACCAAUCGCGUGGGACCACCGCCGAGAGGAUUGUUUGACGAUAUUUAA